ACAAGUGUGAGCACUUGGCUUUGUGCCUCGGGGGCUUUUCUGGUGAGUGCAGGGGUUUUUCGUAUUUAACUGGAACUGCCUGUUAACUAGUCUCUUUUCUCCUUUCUGUUCUAUUCACUGCCCCACGAUGGAUUUUGGUGCCUCGCCUGCGUGGUUGCCCUGGCUCKCUCAUCUCUGGUGUCAUCAUGACAACAGAAAAGAGCCCAGCAGCCGACGCUGACAACUCGGAGCAGCAGCAAGUCAAAGAGGAGGAAGGAGCUGCUGAAACACAGAAGCAGCAGGCUUCCCUAGAGGAAGGGGCUCAGCAGACACCACAGAGGCAGYCCCAGAGGCAGAAGGCUUCCAACGGAGACACCCCCACACACGAGGAGCAGAGCAAGAAGGAACGGCGCACCUCUGAGGGCCGCGGUCUCUCCCGCCUCUUCUCCUCKUUCCUCAGGAGGCCCAAGUCUCAGGUGUCCGAAGAGGACAAAGACACUGAUGUUCCUAAAGAGGCAGGAGGUGAUCAGAAAGACGGGGGAUUAGGAGCCAGCCCUGAUGAAGACAUCCUGGUGAAAGCCCCAAUUGCAGCCCCCGAGCCCGAGCUCAAAACYGACCCAUCACUGGAUCUCCAUUCCUUGAGCAGUGCGGAAACACAGCCUGCUCUGGAGGAGAGGAGGGACGACCAGGAGCCAGAGGGGAGAGACCUCGAGGACAGGGAACAAGGGGAAGCAAAGGAAGUGGGUGCCAAGCCAGAGCCGAAGCCGGAGACUGCAGACACCAAAGCAGACAAGGAUUUGAAAGCUGCCCAAAAAGCAGUGAAAAGACACAGAAACAUGUACUGCAAAGUUGUCUURCUGGAUGACACCAUUUUUGAGUGUUCUGUGGAUAAACACGCCAAGGGACAGGAUCUACUUAAAAAAGUCUGUGACCACCUCAAUCUGCUGGAAGAAGACUACUUUGGUUUGGCCAUAUGGGAGACACCAACCUCCAGGACGUGGCUGGAUCCUGCCAAAGAAAUAAAAAAGCAGGUUCAUGGAGGCCCCUGGGAUUUUACCUUCAAUGUCAAGUUUUAUCCGCCAGAUCCUGCGCAGCUGACAGAGGACAUCACCAGGUAUUACCUGUGUCUGCAGCUCAGACAGGACAUCCUUACAGGGCGGCUGCCCUGCUCCUUUGCCACCUUGGCUCUGCUGGGUUCCUACACGGUCCAGUCAGAGUUGGGAGACUAUGAUCCUGAUCUCCAUGGCCCAGAUUACAUCAAUGAGUUCAAACUGGCCCCAAAUCAGUCAAAAGAACUUGAAGAGAAGGUUGUGGAGCUUCAUAAAACAUACAGAUCCAUGACRCCAGCUCAAGCAGACCUGGAAUUUCUUGAGAAUGCAAAGAAGCUGUCUAUGUAUGGAGUCGACCUUCACCAAGCCAAGGACUUGGAAGGAGUGGAUAUCACUCUGGGAGUCUGUUCCAGUGGCCUUCUUGUUUACAAAGAUAAACUGAGAAUCAACCGCUUUCCAUGGCCCAAAGUCCUGAAGAUUUCCUACAAACGCAGCAGCUUCUUCAUCAAGAUUCGGCCAGGGGAGCAAGAACAGUAUGAAAGUACAAUUGGGUUCAAGCUACCAAGUUACCGGGCAGCGAAGAAGCUGUGGAAAGUAUGUGUUGAACAUCACACCUUYUUCAGGCUGACUUCCACGGAAGCCAUCCCCAAGAGCAGGUUCCUGGCGCUGGGCUCCAAGUUCCGCUACAGCGGGCGGACGCAGGCGCAGACGCGGCAAGCGAGUGCCCUGAUCGACCGGCCCGCGCCCCAGUUUGAGCGCACAGCCAGCAAGAGAGCAUCCAGGAGYCUCGAUGGAGCUAAACGUGCGACUCAAAAGGUUGAGUUCAGAGCCGUAGAGGAAGAGAAGCAGAAGGAGGUGGUGGUGGUUGAGGUUCCUGAAUCAAAACCUGCGGAUCAGAUCCGAGAGAAGCCAGCCAAACACACUCUUGARACUUUUGAAAUGAAACCCAUUGCAGAGGAGGAAGAGGAGGAGGAGAAGGUAGAGGUGGUUAAGGUUCCUGUUGUGAAGCCAAARUCAGCGGAGCUGGUGCAGCCACGGUCAGCAGUGGCUGUGAUAACCCCAGAACGGAGUCCCCGGCCCACCUCAGCCCCAGCCAUCGCUCAGAGCCACCCUGCAGAGUCAGCCCCAGCUAAGCCCGAGGUGAAGGACAUGGCUGCAUCUAAAGUAGUGAAGGAAACAGCAAAAUCUGAUGUGAGACGCGAAGAAUUCUCAGCGGAGAAAGCCAAGGAGCCAGUGGAUGCUUCAAGGGUGAGGAAAGCACACAUUGAGGUCACAGUCCCCAUCACGAAUGGUGCCCAGCCCCAGCAGCAGCCUGCAGAAAAAGAGGAAGAGCUGAUAAGAAUGAGGAAGAAGAAAUCAAAGAGGCUAGAUGGUGAAAACAUUUAUAUCAGGCAUAGCAAUUUAAUGUUGGAGGAUCUAGAUAAGACCCAGGAAGAAAUCAAGAAGCACCACGCCAACAUCAGUGAGUUGAAGAAGAACUUCAUGGAGUCRGUCCCAGAGCCUCGGCCGAGUGAGUGGGACAAACGUUUGUCCACUCACUCCCCGUUCCGGAGCCUCAAUGUCAACGGGCAGAUYCCCACGGGAGCGGAUGGAAAAAUGAGUGACUUUCUUUCCCAAGAGGAUGUGGCUGCAGUGCCAGAGUGGAACAGUUUUAACCCUGGCUUUGUGUGGGAGGGCUCAAAGCAUUCAGUAGCUCUUAGUGAGACUCCAGUGCCACCAGCCUCACAGCCUUCUCCCAGCUGGCACUUAGGUGUUCCCUCCCUAAGCAGCAAGGAGGAGGAGGAGGAGGAGGAGGAGGAGCAGGAGGAGGUGGUUCCCAGCCUCUCUUCAAGCAAGGAGGACCUGACAUGUGGAAAGGGGGUUUGUGUGGAUGUGGAGAAAGACUUGAAGUUCUCUGAGCCAGAGCUGCUCCCCCCCAACCCUGCCACACCUCCCCAGCAGCCCUGGGGAGGAGAGGAGGAGGAGGAGGAGGUGGCAGAGGACGGUGAAGACAGCUUUACCUUUAGAAAGCCACAUGGCAAAUGUCCCAACCCCGAUGCUCCUAACAGGCUGCCGGAGCUCAUUCGCUGCUUCCAGCCCCCGCUAGUGAAGACACAGACUGUCACCAUCUCCGACGUGUCCAGCGCCAUCAAAAGUGAAAUUCCCACAAAAGAGGUCCCCAUUGUCCAUACAGAAACGAAGACCAUCACCUACGAAGCUGCACAGACAGACGGUGGCAAUGGGGAUUUAGACCCUGGUAUCCUGCUGACUGCCCAGACCAUCACUUCAGAAACCACCAGCAGCACCACCACCACCCAGAUCACCAAGACUGUGAAAGGUGGCAUUUCAGAGACACGGAUUGAGAAGAGGAUUGUCAUCACAGGAGAUGCAGAUGUAGACCAUGACCAGGUCCUGGCACAGGCGAUCAAGGCUGCCAAGGAGCAGCACCCAGACAUGUCAGUGACCAAAGUGGUUGUGCAUCAGGAGACUGAGAUUGCAGAGGAGUAACUUGGCUGUGAAACGUUCCUGCCAGCGUGAACACCAGGAAAAAGAAACCCAGCAAAACUACCAAGAAACUUACCUGGAGCACAAAGACCUCGGAUUUCAGACUUGACACUCAGAGACAUUCAUAUCAUUUAUUAAGAAUUGCGCUUUUGACAUUUUACUUGGGAUUUUUCCAGACUCCACUGGAUCCUAUUGGACAUAGGGUUUUGGUGUUGGGUUUUUUUUUUUUAUAUCUAUUGUGACAGAAAUAUGCCAUAUUUCUAACUGUACUGAAUAUUUUUUACAGGUUUUCAAUUUUGCAUUCCCUCUCACGCAAAGCCUCUUCAAACACAGGACCCCCACCUCGCAGGGCUCCAGGGCUCCCUGUUUUAACUUGUAUUCCCUCUGCCUCAUCAGGGAUCACAGAGCCACGGGUCCUUCUGCCAGGAGAGUCAGUUCAAGAGUCAGACUUCUUGUGCAGCAUUUCUGAUUGCCUCUGGAUCAUUUUUGUAGCACUGCUCUGGACCUCCAGCCCUGCUGCAAGCCCUGGGCUGCUCUGAGCUCCCUCCCUGCUGGGUUCCAGCCCUGGCCUGUGCUCACAGCAGGGUUUUGUGACGUAGCCUAUGCACACAUCUGAAUAGUUGACUAGAUUUAAGGAAUACUGGAAGUUGCUUCAAGUAUUUUAUACUGUGAAUUUUAGAGCUUUAAGAGGACUGUGAUAGCAUCUUGCCUUCUUCCUGUGUGUCUCUGCUGAGUGCUCCCCACCUGUUUGUGUUUUCUAGAUGCAAUUAAAUGAAAAAGCCCUUAGAAGUGUGUGUUUAAGGUGUUUGGACUCGAGAUGCUAUUAAGGUAGGCUUCUGCAUCAUUCACAGGAACUGAGUUUUUCAGUGUCAUAGUUUUUCACUWGUUUGUGUUCAUGAUUUUUAAAUUAGGGAGGGUUUUUUUUUUGUGAGUCAUGGGUUGGGUUUUUUCCCUCCCCUCACAGUGCUAUUUAAAGCUGAACACGUUACCCAUUUCCCAGAGCAUGUAUCCUACUACCAUUUAAUUUAAACUCCUUUAGACAAUCCUUCCUAGGCCUGCAAGCUAUUUGGAGAGGCUGAACAAGGAAUUUUAAGAGGUGUCAGGUGUUGCUGGUUGUGAUAGAGCCAAACCACAUGGGAAGUGCUGACAUUCCCUCUUCCACGCUGUCCUGAGGGUCUGGAUUUGGUUUCAUGACCCCCUUGCCAGAAUGAAAUAUCAAGGUGAUUGUCUGAAUCUUUGAGGCUGAGUUUACAGACUCCCAGGGCCAUCUCCAGCACGGAGCAGGUGAUGCAAAAACACGAUUCCAGUGUCUGGAUGUGCUCCCACUGCUGCUCUCUCAGCCUCAUGGGAAUGUUCUUGCCUGGUUUGUCCUUCCAGCAUUUAAAUUCAAGAUUCAAGAAGCAAAAAACCAAGCUCUGUAAAGAGUCUGCCCAGACACUUGGGAACACUUUAGUCCACUUGAGGUUGUGAUUUUUUAUUUUUUUUUAUGUAUAAAUAUAUAUAUAUAUCGUGUGGUACAGUGGUAGCUGAGGGCAGAGUGCUCUGCUCCUCAGGCGUGGGUGGGAAGAAAAUGGCAAUAAAGAARAAGGCUCUCUAGUUUUAAAUUUGAAUAAUGUAUUUCAGAAGUCACUGGAUUUAGCUCAGGCUGCAAUGAUGUGCACUGUUAAGCUGCAAACAGCCCUGGAACUACACUGGGGCUGGUGCAGCUCUCAACUUCAGGUGCAAUUUUAAUUAAGCUGUCAGUAUUGAUUGGAGACUGCUGGAGCUACUGGAUUUUGGCUUUCUUUGAGCCUYGUUGGCCCUGGGUAUUGCUCAGCCUCCAGCCUUCCCAUGCCAGCAGCUGCCUCUGGGCUGCUCUGGGUGCAGGGUCCCCUCCAGGAUGCUCUGUGUUCCUCAGGGCAYCCUGCUCUGGGGAUUUAGGGAGUCCUGGGCUCCACAGCUGCACUGUAGAGAUUAAGUCUUCCUAUCCCUGUCUGAAAAGCUCUUUCCUUCCUUAAUCUGCCACACAGACCCUGGAAUGGGUCUGUGUCUCCACUGUCCUCAACUUAGUUGGGUAAUGCUUGCCUUAAACACCCGUUGUGCUGAGCACCCUCUGGCACUGUCCUUUUUCUGGGAAUUGAGUUUUUUGCCACUCAGUCCUUCCUUCRCCCCUGCAGCAGCCACCAGAGGAGUGAAGGGACAUGGGGAACAGCGGCUGAGAGGAUUUCUGGGCUUUACCAGGCAAAGCCAGUGUGAUAAAAGUUUGUCCAUAGCACUUAAAUGCACUUGGCUGUCAGGGGAAUUUAGGGGUACGUGGUUCCUGGGUGUUCCCUUGGGGUGUCCCCAUGCCCUGAGCACGAUGAGUGUCAAAAACCCCCUGAGCAGGGAAUUUCUGGGGUGAGAAACCUGCUGGCAGGAGAGGUGGUUCCUUCCCAAAAGGAUAGAUUUUGGGUAGCUGUUUCCAGGUUGCCCAUUCUCACGCUUCCCCCUGCUGAGUUUCUUGCUUCUGCARUAAUUUCAGUCAUGGCCUCGUGCCCUUUGCCAUCACCUGCUCUCUGACCUCAGGGCUUUCCAGCUCCACUCCUG
This is a messenger RNA of Malurus melanocephalus (red-backed fairy wren), 6077 nucleotides long. It is a transcript of the gene EPB41, whose product is annotated as erythrocyte membrane protein band 4.1. Lineage: Eukaryota; Metazoa; Chordata; Aves; Passeriformes; Maluridae. The transcript has 24 exons. Gene Ontology annotation, cellular component: plasma membrane; cytoskeleton. The record is from RefSeq and is a predicted model, not a curated record. Gene Ontology annotation, biological process: cortical actin cytoskeleton organization. Gene Ontology annotation, molecular function: structural molecule activity; actin binding. The coding region runs from base 186 to 3515 and encodes 1109 amino acids.